UAAAGCCGCGCUACAAGACACUAAACUGCACCAAAUUACACACGAAUUCUUUCCCUCUACAAAUUCUCUCCAGUCAGGUCUCUUUCUAUAUACAGCACGCAACAACUCAGCCAAGUAUUAUAGUGAGUAGUAACCAGGAAAAAAAAUAAAAGACCAUCAAAAUAAACAUGGAAGCAAGGGAAGCCGGAGCAGCAACAUACACGGCCGAGACGUUGAGGGAGGUGGUGGUUGACGACUGCACUUCCAUUGCUAACGCCCACCUCCUUCACUUUCGUAAUGGUUUCACUCCACCAAUUUCUGGCCACCACGCCAAGGAGAAGGGGAGGUGGGAGACAUUUGUACUAGCAUACAAAACACUAGGAGUUGUAUUUGGUGGGCUUGUAACAUCACCACUCUAUGUUUAUCCAUCAAUGCCAUUGAAUUCUCCAACUGAAGAGGAUUAUUUGGGAAUUUAUAGCAUUAUGUUUUGGACUCUUACUCUUAUUGGUGUUGUCAAAUAUAGUUACAUAGCCCUUAAGGCUGAUGAUCAUGGUGAAGGUGGAACAUUUGCCUUGUACUCCUUACUCUGUAGGAAUAUAAAUAUCAGAAUUCUUUCUUCCAAGCAUGGAGAGCCAAGCUUAAAUUUUUCAAACUCCGUCUUGCAUGAAAGCGCUGAGAAUAAGUGCAGGCUUGGCAAAUUUUUUGAAAGAAGUUUAGUUGCCAGAAGGGUGCUGCUUUUCAUUGCUAUGUUAGGCACGUGUAUGCUGAUUGGGGAUGGUAUACUAACACCUGCAAUCUCAGUAUUGUCCGCAAUGGAUGGAGUAAGAGCACCAUUUCCUUCUGUAAAGAAGUCGUUGGUUGAAGCUCUUUCUGCAGCUGUUCUGAUUGUUCUGUUUCUGUUACAAACUUUUGGCACCUCUCGAGUAAGCUUUGUUUUUUCUCCCAUCAUGGGUGCAUGGACCUUGUUUACUCCACUAGUGGGGAUUUAUAGCAUCACACAACAUUAUCCUGGCAUUUUCAAAGCUUUAUCACCACACUACAUUUUUCACUUCUUUUGGAGAAAUGGAAAGGAAGGCUGGCUGAAACUUGGUGGCACCAUUCUCUGUAUCACAGGUUCUGAGGCAAUGUUUGCAGAUCUUGGUCAUUUUAACAGGCGCUCUAUUCAGAUGGCAUUUCUGUUUACAAUAUAUCCAUCACUUGUUCUCACAUAUGCGGGCCAAACAGCAUAUCUUAUCAAGCACCCAAAUGAUCAUAAAGAUGGAUUUUAUAAGUUUAUACCACAAAAGAUAUACUGGCCAAUCUUUGUGGUUGCCACAUUGGCUGCAAUUGUUGCAAGCCAGUCACUGAUAUCAGCCACUUUUUCUGUCAUCAAACAAUCUGUAGUACUGGAUUAUUUCCCCCGGGUGAAGGUUGUACAUACUUCUUCUAACAAAGAGGGUGAAGUUUACUCCCCAGAAGUCAAUUACAUCCUCAUGAUUCUCUGCGUUGCAGUUAUACUUAUUUUUGGAGACGGACAAGAUAUUGGAUACGCUUUUGGUGUUGUUGUCAGUCUGGUAAUGCUCAUUACCACAAUAUUACUGACACUAGUUAUGAUCAUAAUAUGGAGGAGUCCGCCAUUGCUGGUUGCACUUUACUUCUUUGUAUUUUUUACAAUGGAAGGUGUUUAUGUCAGCGCUGUAUUAGUUAAAAUACCUGAAGGUGGAUGGAUCCCAUUUGCUAUAUCUUUUAUUCUUGCUUUUAUCAUGUUUGGCUGGUUCUAUGGAAGGCAGAGAAAGAUAGAAUAUGAGUUAACUCACAAGAUAGACUUGGGAAGACUUGAAGUGCUGCUUUUGGAUCCGGGUGUUCAACGGGUUCCUGGAUUGUGCUUCUUUUACACCAAUAUUCAAGAUGGCCUGACUCCUAUCCUUGGACAUUAUAUUAAAAACAUGAAAUCUCUGCACAAAGUUACCAUUUUCACCACACUUCGGUACUUGUUGGUUCCUAAGGUUGCUCCACACGAAAGAAUUGUUGUUAAUAAAUUGGGCUUGAGAGGAGUUUAUGGAUGCGUGAUACAAUAUGGCUAUGCAGAUGCCCUUAAUCUUGAAGGAGAUGACUUUGUAAGUCAAGUUACUGAUAGCUUGCGCAUGCAUAUCCAAAACUGUCAAGGUUGUUUACCAUCUGAUCCUCAAGAGAUUCAGGACGAGAUUUCUGCCUUUGAACAGGCAAAGAUGGCUGGUGUGGUUCACAUUCGAGGGAAGACAAGGUUUUAUAUAGGCGAGAAUUGUAGCUGGUUUGACAGAAUCAUGCUUGCAUUUUAUGAAGUCAUGCACAAUAACUGUAGGUCUGCGCUACCAGCUCUUGGGGUGCCACCAACGAAACGAAUUGAGGUUGGAAUGCUAUAUGAGGCUUGAAUUGAUACUACUUUAAUGGCUCUAUACCUUACAAAAGUUUUAUAGGCAAAGAAUAUGCCUGGAAGAGGAAAAUUUCCAAAAGUGCGAUAUGGCUUUUCCAAACAACUAUGUCAGUUGAUUAAAAUGUACACGCUAUCUUCUUGUGCUUUAAUAGUACAACUGUCAAAAUAUAGUUCAAGGAAUUGGAUUUGAGUAUUACAGGGUUUUUCCUGGUUUAUAUCACCCUUCUGUUCAGCAGUGAACGAAUUCAUCAAGUGGAGUCCUGUUGAACAACAGGAUAUGCUGGCCGGAAAUUUAGAAAAAUAAUUUAUUGGUUUCUUGUUGCCAGAUUUUUCUUGUUAGACUAGUUACUGACUCGAAUGCCUUUCCUGACAUAUCGGGUGGUAUACGUAAAAUGCCUCCAAUACCAAUGGCUGCCUCAGUAUCAUCAUUCUUCUCCCAGAAUUUUGCAGCUGUGCUGGUAUAGUUUAGCUGGAAGGUAAAAGAUAGCUAGGUCAAAAAGUUCAUGUAAUUCUUCUGGACAAUUUAAAAUUUAAUGACAGGAUCUGGAAAGGGAAGAACUUACCACCAGAAACUCUUAUGGUUCAGGUGGCAAUGCUUGCAUUCACUGCUCCUAUUGUUGUUUCUCUGAGUGUUGGUUUAAUGCUUUUUUGUGUUA
Ricinus communis (castor bean) is the source of this 3027-nucleotide messenger RNA. RefSeq names its product probable potassium transporter 17. Gene Ontology annotation, biological process: potassium ion transmembrane transport. The record is from RefSeq and is a predicted model, not a curated record. Bases 168 to 2369 code for a protein of 733 amino acids. Gene Ontology annotation, cellular component: membrane. NCBI's taxonomy places the organism in Eukaryota, Viridiplantae, Streptophyta, Magnoliopsida, Malpighiales, Euphorbiaceae. The transcript is spliced from 8 exons. Gene Ontology annotation, molecular function: potassium ion transmembrane transporter activity.